AUGGAGUCUGGAGGAGUGAUUGUGGAGGCGAGCUGGGACUCGCUUGGACUAUCGUCGCAGGCUGAGGAGUCGGAGAUGAUGGAGCAGCUGCUCGGCACCUUCCCCUCCAAUGGCGAUGAAUCUCACCACCAGGAGCUGCCUUGGUCUGUCCAAGCCUCAGAUGCAUACUAUGCCCAUUGUAAUGGUAGCUCUAAUGCGUACAGUUCCGCUAGUAGCAACAGUGUUGGUAGUCUCAUCCUCGAUGUGCCGUCUGAUUACGGGGGCUUCUAUUUGGGCGACUCAAAUGGGCUGGACCUGAAUAUGGUCCAGGAGCAAGGUGCAUCUCAGUUUAUGGAUGCCAUCCUCAACCCUUCCUAUGGGAAUGGCGAUUCAAGCUGCGAAGAUCUUAGCAUGAACCUGCUAGACUCCAUCGAUGACACUUCUAACAAGAGAAAGCGCCAGGAUCAAGGGAAAGAGGCUGACGAAACAAGGGGUCGGAAAUGCUCGAGGAAGGCCGACUCAAAGCGGGCAAAGAAGAUCAUGCAACAUGGAGGCGAGGAUGGCGCCAUUGCUGCCACCACAAAAGGGCAAAGCAUAAGCUGCUGCACGUCUGAAAUUGACUCUCAAGAGUCUCCUGUUGCCUCUAACCCCAAGGGAAAGACUCAGGCUGGCCGUCAGCCGACAACCGAUCCCCAGAGCCUCUAUGCAAGGAAAAGAAGAGAAAGGAUCAAUGAGAAGCUGAAGGUACUGCAGAAACUUGUUCCGAAUGGAACCAAAGUAGAUAUCAGCACUAUGCUUGAGGAGGCGGUGCAGUAUGUGAAGUUCUUGCAGCUUCAAAUCAAGGUCCUCAGCUCCGAUGAUAUGUGGAUGUAUGCGCCGAUUGCGUACAAUGGGAUGAACAUCGGGAUCGAUUUGAACCUCUCUUAG
Molecule: messenger RNA, 906 nt
Organism: Lolium rigidum
Lineage: Eukaryota; Viridiplantae; Streptophyta; Magnoliopsida; Poales; Poaceae
Product: transcription factor bHLH84-like
Exons: 5
Coding region: 1-906 (301 amino acids)
Biological process (GO): regulation of transcription by RNA polymerase II
Cellular component (GO): nucleus
Molecular function (GO): RNA polymerase II cis-regulatory region sequence-specific DNA binding; DNA-binding transcription factor activity, RNA polymerase II-specific; protein dimerization activity
Source: RefSeq, a predicted model, not a curated record